AUGGACCCACCCGACACCGACAAACCAAGACCAACAGAAAUGCAGGAUCUCAUCAAGCGCUUACGCGAGCUGCUCGAUGACUCCAAGGAAAAAGACGCCCUAUUCGAAUUGGUGGAGCGAAUGGUGCAGCUAUUCGAAGACAACCGCAAAACUUCCUAUUGGACGGAAGCUUCCGAGCUGGGGUUCACCAACCUGAUAGCUGAGCACGCCGGGGAUGGAACAGAGCUGAACAACAGACUCUUAACCUGCUUUGCCCAUGCUAUUCGGCGAAAACAAUUCUUGUCGGCCGAGAAUACGAGCUUGGCGACAGCAUUGAACGGUCUGUCUGCUCGAUUGAAGCUGAGGGUGGAUUUGGCACAAAAGCAAAAGCAAUAUGAGCUGUUGUGCAUGUUGGGCACUGUCUUGGAUGCUAUGGCGGAUAUAAAGGUUUCUGGUAUUACCAGGGAGUAUCUACACGGUCCGUUGCUGAAACAGCUUGGAAAGCUGCGGGAAAGUAAAGAACCCAGAUUGGCUCAGGCAGCAAGCUACGCAUAUCAGGCUCUGCGUUGCGUGCCAGACGAUGAGAGUCGGUGGCAGGCUUUCUGCCGUUAUAGUUGGACUUUGUUGGAGGCAACAGGGAAGAUUUCCGGGGCUGUCACAACCCUGGAUCCGACCAAAGCCAUCGAUGCUGGCUCCAACGUCAAAGAGCUUUUGGAGUUGUACAAGAGGAUUGUAGAAGCAGUCGGCGAUGUUUCUACUGCCUGUCGGUCACUGAACCAGGAGAUCUUACAUGAUCUCGACAAACUGCCCAAAGCGAACGUUUGGUAUACUUCGCUUCGGUAUAGCAAGUUACUCAUUGAAGCAGGUGCCUUACAAAUAUUGAGGGAGCUCAUUGGGGACCUCCCUGGCUCCCAUGAUGCACAAUAUUACUGGGAAAAACGUAUCGUCGAAUUCAUCGAUUGGACGAUGUCACAGGAAAGGGUUCAAGUUGUCAUCUCAAAGUCUUCUCCAGUCCAACAGUGGCUAGAGUUAGUGGCCGAAACCAUGGAACAGCCUCACUGGAUCGAUCAGCCCGUUGCUGAAAGGUUCCGCCUUGAUCCCAGGCGCUGGGUAGGAACAGCGAGACAUGCUCCGCGGGUCGACCGACAUAAGAGUCUGGAGAGGACGUCUCAGCCCAGGGUUUCCUUGUUCUGCCAGCACCAAACAAGCGCCCAGAGGACCGCCCAGGAUCUUCUCGAAACAGCAUGGGAAAGUUGCAUAGGUGCCCAAAGGUUCUACGCCGACAGGCUGAUAAGGCGGGUUUCUACGAGCCCCAAGAGGCUCAGCAUCAUCCGCCUGUCAGGGACAUCACACACCAUUGAGCAGUCCUACAUCGAUCUUGUCGUGGUGAAGUCCUCGGGGGAGCGGAAUGGAACGUCCGUAAAUACAGUCUCACGUCGUCAGACAAAUCUUUCGAUCUUGGAACCACCCAAUAUCUCCAGUGAUGGAAUCAAGAAGACGAAUGAGGUUGCACUAUCUAAGCUGUUUUCUCUCCGCACGCACACAGAUAACACCGUGCAAGACACAAGGCGUAUCCUGAUUACGGGACAGGCAGGGGUGGGCAAGACGACUUUGUGCAACAAGAUAAUCCAUAAUUAUUACCACAAUCAGAUGUGGGCAGAUAAAUUCGACCGAAUCAUUUUGAUUCCACUCCGUCAGCCCAAAAGGGGGCUGGAUGUAUGGGACGUCCUGAAACAAGAAUACCUGAGCCGCGAGAAGGAGGUUGACUUAUUUUUCAGCGCCAUACGCCGUACGAUCUUUGACACGGAUCAUCGGACAUUGCUCCUUAUCGAUGGGCUGGAUGAGGCCUCCGGGGAAACGGUUUCAGGAUCUCUUUGGGCAUUACUGAAUUUCCCUAACGUCAUUGUGACGUCCCGACCCUAUGCCGUCAGCUCCUUAUUCCAGGGGCACACUGGCCUCUUUGAUCUCGAACUGGAGACCACCGGGUUUGGCCCUUCCCAGGUCGAUUUGUAUCUUGAAAUGGUCGAGGAAAACCCGGAGACACGGAGGAAUAUGCAGGGAUUCAUUCACCGGCACUGGCCCAUCCAAGCCUUGUUACAGAUUCCAAUCCAGCUAGAUGCAUUCUGCGUGGCCUGGGGGCACCCGGACCUUUCCCCAGACACCCCGAUGACGCUGGCUUGUCUUUACGAUGUCAUUGAGAGGAAGCUUUGGAGCAACGAUAUUGCGACGCUUCCCAGGACCGAUUGGCAAUGGGCAGUGGGUGAGAUCCGGCCUCAGAACUGCCGGACCCAUAAGCAGAUAGAAGCUGUUGUGGGGGAAGGACUUCAUCUGGAGCAGGCUCUGGCUUUUAACGGUCUUUACAACAACGUCGUUGAGUUUAGUGAAGCUCACCGGGAUGCCGUUCAUGAAUUGUUUCAAGCCACCACCGACAACAUUCUGGAAAGGGUCUCAUUCUUGCGCACAUCUGACGGAGUCCGACAUGCCUCCCAAACCUUCCACUUUAUUCAUCUGACGUUUCGAGAUUACUUUGCGGCGCGGUACUUCAUACGAUGCUGGACCGAAAAUCAACCGUUGAGAUGUAUUGGCUUCGGAUCCUCGGGGAAACCAUCCGUGUCCCAUGUUUCUACAGAGGCCCUGAUAUGUACCAGGAAAUACCACCCACGAUAUGAUAUCAUGUGGCGGUUCGUAGCAGGUAUAUUGCACCAAAGCGAUCCGAACGGGCAUUCGGCCGUUGAGGGCUUGCGCAGGAAAUUAGAGUCAUCGCUUCUCGCCGUCGUACGGUAUGACGGACCUCCGUCUUCCAUCAUCAGCGAGUCAGAGUUUCCCGACCAUAUCGAGAAGGAAAUUCUGACUACCGGUGCAGCAGAACAUAAGCUUGCGGUCCUAUUCAAGUUGCCUGUCCGUACGCACAUGUCGGCAGGCUUGUUGGAUUGUGUGGAACACUGCCUGGCUGCAAGCAAUCCCAUGAUCAUCCGGCCCAAGGCAUCCCAGAUUCUCGGCAUGUAUGCGCAUGUUGCUCCUGGAAAGGCCCUCCGAGCGCUUUUCCAGACUGAUGCUGAUGUCGCAGAGAGCGCCUUGGCUGGCCUGAGUACUCGAUCGGAUCUCAAUAUUGACGUUUGUGCGAGCCUUGUUAAUCUACUAGUAUCGAAAAAGGGUUCGCCGAUGAUAUUGCGCUCGCAACGCAAUUUACCUGGCGAGAUUAUUACCCACCUACAACAGCUCCUCGUGGAUUGUAAUCCCUGUGUCCGACAACGGGCAGUUGAGGCACUGUCGACUCAAGUUCACGUCAGCCACCAAAUCAAGUGUCAGCUAGUCAAUUGCCUUGACGAUUGCGAUCGCUUGGUGAGAAUACAAGUAAUGGUGGCCAUACAGGGCUGGAAAGGCCUGUCAACAGAAGUUCUAGGCAAGGUCGUCAGUUUCACGCUGCACGGGGACGACGACGAGGUCUGCUGUGCGGCUCGACUAUUAGACCUCGAGAGCGAUCUUCUACCAGAUGUUGUGCAACAGUUGACUUUCUAUUUGAAGCAAGAGGCCAGCGAUUCAUAUUCAGGUCUCCUGGAAAUCCUCGUACCAUCCAGAUUACGGGUUCUGCAAAUCGCGGGAAUUCUGGCGAAGAAAGGUGCGUUAUCAAUUGAUCUUGUCCAGAUUCUGCUUUUGGGUCUGAGCCACGAGGUCGAUUUUGUGCGGUAUACUGCUGCCGCGCUCCUGGGAUAUCAAGCCAUCAAAUCUCGGCCUUUGUUCGACUGUUUAAUCGACACUUUCAGGGAUACGUCAGAGACGGCUCGACAAAGCGCAAUAUAUGCCUUGCUCCCACAGAGAGCCCUGCCCCAACAUGUCUUACGGUCAUUGGUCCAUGAAUUUUUAGACGAUGCCAACUCGCUACAAUUGGCGCUCAGCGCACUGAGCAAACAGAUAUUUCUCCCUGAGGAUAUUGUUCGCACAUUGCAAUCCAAGGCAACACAAAUCUGCUCUCACGAUCUCUGGCACUCGGUUCUACUAUCGAAAAUACUAGGUAAAGAUCCCGGUUUGCCAACCGAAGACCUCAAGCGGCUACUGCCAGUGCUCGCAGGAGAUUCACCCAUGAAUCGCGAAUCGGCAGUGCCAGUGUUGCAAAGAGAUGCACACAUGCAUACUCUAUCAGCAGCUUGCGUAUUCUACGGAAAGGGCAGACUACCACCACAUAUUGUGAGAUAUAUCAUCUCUCUCCUCCACAAGCCCGAUCCCCACUGGUUCUACCCCGAAUGGGUACUCCGACGACCUGAAUUCUACGACAUGCUUCCCAGCUUGGACAAAGAAACCUGGAAGUUAUGGUUUGGGAAGAUCUGGCAGAUGAGCUUUAGAGAACCCAUCACCUGCCACGUCUGGGAAGGACACCUGUAUUUGAAUUUUCCCCAGGGCUCGCACAGAGUGCGGCUGCAGAUGAAUGAUCUAGAGGUGAAGCUGCCAUAUGUGAUCAAGAUGUUGGAGAAUAAGUGGCGACACUUGGAGCCGGGGUGGGCCAGAUAUCAACCUGAGGGGCUUGCGGAGCGAAGGAAUGUACUUGACCUCCCUAUCAGGUAACACACUAGGAAUGACCUGACAUGACUCUUUAUGAUUAUCUGUCUGUUGGUCACAGCUAAACAGCCAACCGGGAUACUGGGUGUGUUGAACGUGGUGGAUUCUUAUCUUGUUUAC
Molecule: messenger RNA, 4653 nt
Organism: Aspergillus sclerotioniger CBS 115572
Lineage: Eukaryota; Fungi; Ascomycota; Eurotiomycetes; Eurotiales; Aspergillaceae
Exons: 4
Coding region: 1-4539 (1512 amino acids)
Molecular function (GO): ATP hydrolysis activity
Source: RefSeq, a predicted model, not a curated record